GCCCCCGGGCAGCUGAGCGGCCGGGACCACAACCCCCAGCAGGCCCCGCGGCCGGGCCGACCGGCAUGGCGGAGGGCGGCGGCAGCAGCAGCGAGGACGAGGCGGCGGCGGCUUCGGCCUUGGCGCGCUUGCGGGAGGCCACCUGGGAGCCGGCGCGGUCACGGAGUCCCCCGGCCGGUAUAUUUAAGAAGCGCAAGUUCCCAUCAGCUGAACCUAGCAUCAGAGAGUGGAUCAGCGACCAGGGACAGGAUGGAAAUGAACUGCAGACCACCCCCAGCUUUCGAGCACAUGUCGCAAAGAAACUGGCAGCCAUCCUGGACAGUUCAAUUAGUCCUGUGGAGCCCCCGCCCUGGCCAGGGCCGAGUGAUGUGACCGUCUCGGAGACAGAAGACGAUGGCUUUCGCCUCUUUUCUUCAUCUGUCCCCGGAGACUGUGGGACGCCGGAAGCUUUGCCCCCCGGGAGGAGGCGGCUGCAGCGCUCCAGCUCCAGCGAGCUGGACAGCGACCAAGAAUGGCAGAGAUGCCGGGAAGCUGCUGUGAUGGCCGCAGACAUCCUCAGGCAAGGUGGGUUGCUGAUGCCAUUGCAGGAUUGCAGCCAGAGCUGCCAGGCCGCAGUGCCCCCCGGAAAGAAGACAGUGCCCGAAGCACAGAGAACACGCGACAAAGAGCAGGAGGCAGUCGGCACGGCACAGAACGGCCGAGCCGCUGCCAAGACGGAGGGCUCCUCGUGCCUUGGUGUAAUGGCGAAGAAGAAGAAGAAGAAGAAACAGAAGAAAGUCCACACAGAGUGAUGGUUCCACCAACCCCUGGUGCCAGGGAGAGCUGUUGGGUUGUGGAGGGUAGCCCUGUCGCGCCAUCAGCAGAAAGGGGCUCUGUGGCGUCGUAAAGACGGGUGCGCUGAUGCUGGUGGCCCUGGGCUGCGUGUCCUAGCGGGUGAGCAGAGGAACAGGCCGAACGAGUGACUGCGCUGUUGGAGCAAAUGGGCUCUCCGCCGGGCCCGCCAAAGCAGCUGCUCCAACCAGCAGCGAGGAAGUGCCUCCUCUCCAUUCCCGGCAUGUGGCCACCAGAACACGUCCCCCAUGUUCCACUGCCUGUCUUUGAGGUUCUGCUCAGAGUGGAAUGCGGCUUCAUUUUUAGAGACAAGCAUAUUCUUUCAGUGCUCCCUCCCAAAUUUAUUUUUUAUUAAAUCUGUCAAAGGGCAUUAGAAUUUA
Varanus komodoensis (Komodo dragon) is the source of this 1211-nucleotide messenger RNA. RefSeq names its product chromosome unknown C12orf43 homolog (gene CUNH12orf43). The record is from RefSeq and is a predicted model, not a curated record. Gene Ontology annotation, biological process: Spemann organizer formation; negative regulation of Wnt signaling pathway; Wnt signaling pathway. NCBI's taxonomy places the organism in Eukaryota, Metazoa, Chordata, Lepidosauria, Squamata, Varanidae. Bases 66 to 791 code for a protein of 241 amino acids. The transcript has 6 exons.